Molecule: messenger RNA, 834 nt
Organism: Aphis gossypii (cotton aphid)
Lineage: Eukaryota; Metazoa; Arthropoda; Insecta; Hemiptera; Aphididae
Product: 52 kDa repressor of the inhibitor of the protein kinase-like
Exons: 3
Coding region: 1-834 (277 amino acids)
Molecular function (GO): protein dimerization activity
Source: RefSeq, a predicted model, not a curated record
AUGCAGUUCAUGACUUCUUGGAACUCUACGAAUUUGUUCAAGAAGCGAUUUGCUUUAGGCUUGGCUUUAUCGAAGUGUCUUCAAACAACAAGUAUUGAUCUUAAAGAAGCCAUGGCCUUAGCUAAAAACACAAAACAAGAACUAGAAGAGAUUCGAAUAAAUGCUGAUACUUAUUUUAGGGAAAUUUUUGAACAAGUAAAACUAAUGACUGCACAAUUUGAUAUUGAAAUUAAGAUUCCGAGGACAGCAAAACGACAGACCAACAGAUGUAACAUUGAAGUGGAUAACGCGGAAACAUAUUACCGAAUAUCAAUAUUUAUCCCGUAUCUAGAUAAAUACAUCAUUAAGUUGGAAAACAGAUUUACAAAUCACCACACUACAUUGUCAAGUUUCCAUUCUUUAUUUAAAGAAAUUGGGUAUGAUGAAGAUUUUAUUAUUCUUACAAGGCAGUAUAGUGAAGAUCUGGAGGACGUUGGAAAUCGUGAAGAGGUAUUUAAAAAUGAAUUUAAACUUUGGCAAAGAAAACUCCAAAAUUUACAGGAACUGGCUAAGUUAAAAAAUGCAAUGUAUGCUCUUUCUGUAUGUAACAGAGUAAUGUUUCCAAACGUGUUCAAACUUUUGCAAAUAUUAGCAACUCUUCCGGUGUCGUCUGCUUCAAAUGAAAGAUCAUUUUCUACCCUCAAGCGAAUUAAAACUUAUUUGAGGAACUCCACAUCUGAGGGAAGACUUAACGGCUUAACUAUGCUAUCCAUAAAUCGUCAUUACCAAAUAACCGCAGACGAAGUUCUUAUUGAAUUAUCAAACAAGAAACGACGUUUGGAAUUUUUGUUGUAG